Molecule: messenger RNA, 5093 nt
Organism: Tyto alba (common barn owl)
Lineage: Eukaryota; Metazoa; Chordata; Aves; Strigiformes; Tytonidae
Gene: NFS1
Product: NFS1 cysteine desulfurase
Exons: 13
Coding region: 42-1385 (447 amino acids)
Biological process (GO): [2Fe-2S] cluster assembly
Cellular component (GO): cytosol; nucleus; mitochondrion
Molecular function (GO): pyridoxal phosphate binding; cysteine desulfurase activity
Source: RefSeq, a predicted model, not a curated record
GCCGGAAGGGGCGGGCGGCCGCCACGCCCGGUGCUGCGGCCAUGCUGCUCUGGCGGCGCCUCGCAGCCCUGCGGGCUCCCCCCGCCUCCCGGCGGCUCUCGGCGGCCGGGCCGGGGCCGGGGCCGGGGCCGGUGUCGCGACAGGCGCCGGGGCGAAGCGGCGAUGGAGGCGGCGCCCCGCGGCCGCUCUACAUGGACGUCCAGGCCACCACCCCGCUGGAUCCCAGGGUCCUGGACAGCAUGCUCCCGUACCUGACGGCCUACUACGGCAACCCCCACUCCAGGACUCAUGCCUACGGCUGGGAGAGCGAGGCUGCGAUGGAGAAAGCGAGGCAGCAAGUUGCAGAUUUAAUAGGAGCUGAUUCAAGGGAAAUUAUAUUUACCAGUGGUGCAACAGAAUCAAAUAAUAUGGCAAUCAAGGGUGUUGCAAGGUUCUAUAAAUCCAGAAAAAAGCACAUUAUUACUACGCAAACAGAGCAUAAGUGUGUGUUGGAUUCUUGCCGUUCCUUGGAGACAGAAGGCUUUCGGGUCACGUAUCUACCUGUCAAAAAAAAUGGGCUCAUAGAUUUGAAGGAUUUGGAGGGUGCAUUCCAACCAGAUACCAGUUUGGUUUCUGUAAUGACUGUGAAUAAUGAAAUAGGAGUAAAGCAGCCAAUUCACGACAUUGGUGAGAUCUGCCGUGCACAUAAGGUUUUCUUCCACACAGAUGCUGCACAAGCAAUUGGUAAAAUUCCUAUGGAUGUCAAUGGCAUGAAAAUUGAUCUAAUGAGCAUCAGUGGCCAUAAAAUAUAUGGGCCCAAAGGGGUUGGUGCUGUCUAUGUUCGUCGUCGACCACGCGUCAGGCUAGAACCCCUGCAAAGUGGGGGAGGCCAGGAGAGAGGACUGCGGUCUGGGACUGUUCCCACUCCUUUAGCAGUAGGCCUGGGGGCAGCGUGUGAAGUGGCACAGCAAGAGAUGGAGUAUGACCAUAAGCGAAUCUCACAACUGGCAGAACGACUGGUUACAAAAAUAAUGAAUGAAGUUCCUGAUGUGGUUAUGAAUGGAGACAGAGAGCAUCGCUAUCCAGGAUGCAUCAAUUUAUCUUUUGCUUAUGUGGAAGGGGAGAGUCUUCUGAUGGCUCUGAAAGAUGUGGCUCUGUCUUCAGGAAGUGCUUGUACAUCAGCUUCUCUGGAGCCUUCCUAUGUUUUGCGGGCAAUUGGAACAGACGAAGACUUGGCUCACUCAUCUAUAAGAUUUGGUAUUGGUCGUUUCACUACAGAAGAAGAAGUGGAUUAUACAGUGCAAAAGUGCAUACAGCAUGUUAAGAGGCUGAGGGAAAUGAGCCCCCUCUGGGAAAUGGUGCAGGAUGGAAUUGACCUCAAAAGCAUUAAAUGGACUCAGCACUGAGAAAACACUGCUAUCCAUGGACUAGAUGUGGAUGUGGAUUAAAAUGCAUUUUCUGUACAUUCCUGGACAAAUACUGCAGUGCUUCUGUUUUCUGAUACUUGUAAUUUCACUGAAAGACUACCCUUUCUGAUCACAAAGUCUAAGAAGCCAAAAAUUAAACUAGCCUUUUUGCUGGAGAAAGGCAGGAUAGUAUAAUACCCAUUGCAUUUAUAUUGACACACAGAAAUUUGUGCUAAAAUGUAAUUUAUUUGGAAAUGUAUUUUCUUUUCUAUUAAGCAUGUUACUCCUGGGCCAGUGGAAUCCUGGCAAGAGGUUGUUACUUCUGAGUGUAAAACAUUCUGUGUAGUGGUUCUGUUUGCAGUACAGACCUAUUGCCAAGCCUCCUGUUCAUUCUGAGGUGGGCAUCCUGCAACAGCAUCUGGUUUUGUGCUGCUCAGAUGCACUGUACUGCAUGAAGGUCUCAGAAAGGAAGAAGCUUGGCAUUUCUAGAGGAAAAGGAUGCCUCAGUGUGGCUAUGUGCCUUCACAGUUAAGUAUGUGCAGUUAACUUUUUUGUUUCUGAAGCUGAGUAUUUUUAUCUCCUUUGGUUUUAUCUCUUUUUGUGUGAUGCUUGUGUAGACCAGUGUGCAGUAAUCCAAAACAUCCUUCUGCAUUAGCAUUUAUGAUACAAAGAUGAUGCACUUUGCUGUCGCCUCCAUUGUGUUUUUCCCAUGGAAUUUUUUUUUCUAGGGAAAGAAAACUUGAAUGACUGGGGAAGAGGGAUAGGCGGAAUAUGUCAUCUUCAGUUGCAGUACCAGUUUAGUUGGAACGUGAGUGGUGGAGGUGGUGGGGAGAGCAGAUAAAGUACAGUGUCUUAGGGCAGUCUGGGUUUUUUGUUGGUUUGGAUUUUUUUUUCGUCCUCUUGUGAUGUGUCCUUUGCUGUUACUCAGAGUUUGCCUAUGGGCUAUUGGUUUCUGUCACUUUAGGGAGUCUUUCCCAGCUGAGCCUAGAUGUUUUGUCUGGAAAUAAGAACAUCGGGCUCUGGAGUUUUCUCUGUGUGACAGACUAUACUUCUGUCUGACUAGAGACUUACAUGGGAAUCUGUUCCCUGCAAAUGCUGGGGGAAAGUGUCUGUUAAAAAGUGUUUGAUGGCAUCAGUGUUUCUCCUUUCUUACCUUUGUUGAUCUUCCCAGUAGGAAACUUAAGCCUGUAUUACCAAGUGCCUUUGUUUCUGUUGCAUAAGCACACAGCUCUCAAAUUAGUUUUGUUGAUUGAUAGAUGCUGUAUUAGCUGCUAAAUUUAAUAUACCCUAUAGACAGCAUGUGUUCAGUUCUGGAUGGUAUCUACCUCGAGGAUGAACCAUGUAAUAUAAAAGCUGAAGCUAAGUCUCACAAGGUGGUUUGUGUCACAGAAGCUUGUGGUUUUUGUUUUUUACCCGGGACAGAUUUGGUUGUGUGUAAUGCAAAGCUAAUCCUCAAUUGUUCAAAUUACUAGCUUUAGCAGUUUUAAUAUUGUAGGGCUGGCACCUUAUAUUUCAUCACAACAUUUUUAAAACUGCCGUAAGCAUAAAUAGGUUUUAGAGGUGUUGUAUGUACUAUGUUUUAUCCUUGGGCCAUAUAUGUUUUCUGGAUUAAGCAUGUGAUAACACUUUACCAACAUGUUUUAGAACUAUGUUUAUGAAACUGUUCUUUCUGUUUCAUGGAUGGUAACAAAUUAUAGAUAACACUUAAACCUGGCUACUUUCAGUCUUUUUGGAUCCACCUUUGUGGCUGAACUAUGCAGCGCAAUCAGUAAGUUGCUAAAUUGCAGGAUUAGAGAACAGGGAAAAAUAAACUCCAGUAUUUUCUGUGAUGCUCUUUCUGUCAUCAGGUUGACAUUUGACUCUUGAUAAGUCAUUCUUACCAAAGUCAGUGCCUGAUUUUUUUUUUUUAACUCAAAUAAUUGAAAUUGUGAUUAUUUUGAGAAAAGGGAUCCCCAAAUCUUGAAGAUUCCGACCAUCUCUUAUGUGCUAAGAUUUAAAUUCUAUAUGUAAAGGUUUGGGAAACUUUCACACUGUUAACAAAUGUUUGUUUGAUUAUAGGACAAGAUGAGGAAAAAGUGGAGAUGCUUUUCCCCAUGACAGAAAGAAGUAAUGCCAAGGAUGAACAUCUAGUUGUAGACCACUGAAUGCAGCUGAAGCAUUUUGUAUGGGGAAGUAAAUUUCUUUUGGAGGAGAAUAUUUACAAGUGAAACUGCCUGUAACUCAGAAGUGAGGGAGCUGUGGGGUUUUGUGGGGGUUUCUUUGGUGAUUAGCAAGAGCCAUUGAUACUAUGUGAGGAUACCACAAAAGUGGGGAUUUAGUGUCAGCAUUUUGUAAGUGUCAUAAUAAUUGAACCUGUGUGACAAAUAGGAAUAAAAUAAACUUCCAGUAGUGCAAGAUGGUUAGGAAAUACACAAGGGAAGCAAAAAAUUCUACUUGAUGGAUUUUAGUGUUUCUAAAUGCUGAUAGAGCAUAUCACCUAACUACAAAAAAUACUGAAUAUUUCUCCAGGAAUGAUAAUACAGAAUUAGUUACCUAUUCAGGACUUGAGAAGACAGAGAGAAAGAGAGUCAGUUAACAGAUUUGUUUACAGUGUUAUGCAACCAGCCAUAAACUUAAUGAGGAUUUUUUGAAAAUAUAAAUUAACAUAAAUGCUAUUGCUCUAAACAAAAUACCACCUCUUAUCUUUGAUCUUACAUCUCCCUGAUUGAUUGGCUUGCUGUUCUCUGUCUGGUGUGGCAUCAGUCAUGGUCAAACUGUUUUCAGUCAAAUUGUUUCUGCUAAGAACAGGUUUGUCCCAUGCUUUGAAAUUAUAGUUUCCCAAAGUUGUCUUAAGACAUCUCUUCUCCACUAAAGAUAGUUUUGAUUAAAUUUCAGGAUGGUGAAUACAGUCCUGCACUGGAAGAAAGCAGAUGCCAUUUUUGCCAUUUUUUAAAAUGGAUAAGCUGAGUGCUUGGGAGAGCUGAGCGCUCUGACAGCUCAUGUUCCUCCUAUCUGUCUGAAAGAGAGUAAUAAAAAAAGGCUGGUAGAAGAUGCUCUUAUAAGAAAAGCUCAUACUAAUGAGCAAUCAAAGUAGUUUUGUGCUGAGUAGGCAUAGUAAAACCAACAAGACGUAUAAUUUUAAAUGUAACUAUACAAGAUGAAUAAGGCACAUCAUAAUUGACUGACAGAUUUUAAGUAUAAACAGGAAUGAAGAGAGUAUUUCUGUGAGGCGUCUGUGAGGAUUUUUUCUGUUGAACAUUUUUCUAAAUGAUCUGAAAACAGUUAAGACUUGCAGUUGACACAUAGUAAUUGGAAAGAAAGACACAAAGUGAUAUGAAUUAUUUAUUCAGUAAACUGGGUUCUUUCAUCCAAACCGCAUCCUUGUACAGAUGAAGGAAGAAGAUCAGAGGUUGUGUUUACAGAAUGGUAUCUCAAGGGUGCUGGAGAAGUAAGGAGUCUGGGAUUUGGGGUAACGCUUUCAGACUAAUGGUGCAGCAAAAGUGUAAUGCAAGGAGGAAGACAUUUUUAUUUCAGAUAAGGAAUCAGCACAAGGGGUGCUGGUUCCUUCAAGCUUUACUUUAAAACGUCCUGUGUAAAUUUAUUUUUCCUUAGUUGCAUACCUAACAUCUUACUUCAGUUUUGGUUUAGGUGGACAGUACAGAUAAAUCAGCUCUCUCUCACUAGUUUCAUCAUACCUAAUAAAGGCAAAUCCCAUUCUUUCUAACACCA